This is a messenger RNA of Gracilinanus agilis (Agile Gracile Mouse Opossum), 2809 nucleotides long. It is a transcript of the gene CIROP, whose product is annotated as leishmanolysin like peptidase 2. Gene Ontology annotation, biological process: cell adhesion; proteolysis. Gene Ontology annotation, cellular component: membrane; cytoplasm. Gene Ontology annotation, molecular function: metalloendopeptidase activity. The transcript has 13 exons. The record is from RefSeq and is a predicted model, not a curated record. Lineage: Eukaryota; Metazoa; Chordata; Mammalia; Didelphimorphia; Didelphidae. Bases 1 to 2013 code for a protein of 670 amino acids.
AUGUCUAAGGCAGACUGUGAGAUGGGUUACAGGGGAAGGCAAUCCUCCCAGGGCAGGAACUCCUUGUUACUUGUACUCCUGCUGCUGUUUCUGAAGGAGAUUAAUGGUCGCUGUCUACAUGAAGAAAUACAGAAGUCUGUGCGUCUUCUUCAGCCAUCUGUUUCCCCAUUGUCCCUCAAGCAAAGAUCUGGUUCCCUUUCCCAUUCCAGUGCUCCAAGCCCCAUUCGUAUCCGGGUCUGGUACCCUAAGAGAUCCAGGUUAAAAAGUGAGACUUUGUUCUCUGAGGGAGACUGGGUGUCCUGGGAGCCUCAGAUAGAUGCAGUUCUGAGAGAUGCCAUUCAUCAAAUCCAGAGGGUGCUUGCAGUUCUACCAGUGCGAGGACCCCUUCUUCUAAGCCGUGACCCAGAACAGUACUGUCAAGUUAUCUGGAGGGAUCCAGACUCCUCACACCACUACAGAUGCAGCCUUCUGAACCCUGGCUAUAUGGGAGAGAAUUGUCUUGGGGUAGAGAUCCCUGAUACUCAUCUCCGUGGUUACUCCUUAUGGCCAGAACAGGGCUCCCCAGAAUUGAUCCAACCAGAUGGACUUGGAAUUCCAGACACUGAUUUCCUUUUGUAUGUACAAGUUACCCACACUCUGAAAUGCCACCAUGAGCCCUCCAUCAUUGCCUAUUCUGCCUGCUGCCAGCUGGAUGUUUCAGAUCGGCCCCUUGCAGGCACCAUCAUCUUCUGUGCACCACAACUCACUAGCCUCCGAUACAAUCACAAUGACAUUGUCAUGGCCACAAUACAUGAAUUGUUCCAUUCCCUGGGCUUCUCUGGAAAACUCUUCAAGAAAUGGAGGGAUUGUACUAUAGGCACCAGCACUGAAGAAAUAUGCUCUCCGAGACAGCAGGUGACCAGAAGGGAUGAAUGGGGACAGUUAAUUCUCACCACUCCUACUGUAAGCCACAGCCUAGCCAGGCAUUUAGGAGUCUCAGAAGCCUUGCAGGGAGUGCCCCUGGAGGAAGAGGGCCCAUCCUCUUCUCACUGGGAAGCCCGUUUACUCCAGGGCUCUGUGAUGACUGCCACCUUUGAUAGUGCCCAUCGCACCAAGAUUGACCCUAUCACUCUUGCUGCCUUUGCCGACUCUGGUUGGUACCAAGUCAAUCACAGUGCCGCACAGGAACUGCUAUGGGGUCAGGGAUCUGGUUUAAACUUUGGAUUGGUGACAUCCUGUAGAUCUGGCUCCUCAGAUUUCUUCUGCGUUGGCAGUGGGCUGGGCUGUCACUACCUGCACUUUGACAAGGGCCACUGCUCAUCGGAUCCCCUGCUGGAAGGUUGCCGCAUGUACAAGCCAUUAGCAAAUCGUAGUGAAUGCUGGAAGAAGGGAAAUGCACCACAGCCUAAUGAAGGAAACCCACAUGGGGAGAUCUAUCAUCCCAAAAGUCGCUGCUUCAUUGCCAACCUCACUUCAGUCCUAGUGCUCAGAAGAGGCACCUUCAAGCAGGUGGAGCUCACUGGUCGAUGCUACUUACAUCGAUGCACAGAAGGCAGUACAUUUUAUGUUCGAGCAGCAGGAUCACCAUGGGUCCCAUGCCUCCCAGGGAAACCUAUUCAGGUCCCAGGAUAUUAUGGCCUCCUCUUCUGUCCUUGGGGCCCGUUCUGCCAAGCAAAUAAGGAUCUCAUGGCUCUUCCUUCCUCAACUACAAGCCCUUCAUCCCCAAGCUUGCUGAUCCAGUUGGACCUGGGACUAGCUGGCCCCCCAGGCUAUUAUCUGAGCAAGAUGCAGCAGCAAGAAUUGACCCAAUCUAUAUUGCAAGCUCUGGUGAUCAGGGCAGGGGUACACAUGUGCCAUUUCCACAGACCAUCAAUAAACUCCAACCUGGUGUUUACUGUGCAUAUGUGGACGUUUCCUGGCUGUCAAGGACCUCCAAGUGAAGUUCUGUAUAGAUCCUUGAGCCAAUCCCUCAAUGAUACACCAUUAAAUAUUGACUAUGGUGGAGCCACUUUUACUACAGACUACAGCAGGUAAGAUGCCAUUCCAAUAUACUCCUCUUUUGGCUCAAAGACAAGAGUAGCAUUUAACACUCAUGUGACCCUAUGCUACCAACAUAUUACAUUUUAUCUGAAGACAUGGUUCCUAACCAACAAUGAUCACAUGAAAUUGUAGAGCUUAUCCAUUUCCAAGCCCAAGGGAUCAGCCUCUCCUUUUAGGAUUUGUACUCCUGCCUUACCUCAAAAUCCACCACCAACACAAGCUAGGACAGAUCUCUUUCCUGAUACUUAAGUUUCAUGAAAUGAUAUUUAGGUGUUGCUACAUAAGACCAAAGGAUUUAGAGUAGGGGCAUGAAGUCUUCUGCAACCUUCUAAUUGUCAUUUAUCUCAUUUUAGAACUCUUCCACUUGAAGAUGAUGACAGGUUGGGGGUGAGGUGUCCAUAGGAAUUUCAAGGGAUAAAAUGAAAAUUCUUAUAAAGAUACUAAUCACUAAAUGUUCCUUCUUUAUAUUUAGGUGGCUGGCUACACCUGGGUUCACAACCUUAAGUCCAGGUAUAAUCCUGCUCAUAGGCCUCAGUCUUGUGCUUCUUAUUCUGAUGGGUACAGGGGGAAUUGUGACCUACUGGAAAUAUCAAGCUUCCCUUCGAGUGGCACCAUCAGCUUCUUCAUCAAGCCUCCAAAGAUCAGUAAGAAGACUAUCUGAGGGAAUGAGGGAAGUGUAAAGUGCCAUUAUUAUGAUAAUGAACUGAGAGGUCAAAGAGUUAUUAGGUAUGAUCAUGUCAUUCCUCUGCUUAGGAAGAAAUUUCAAUAGCUAGACAGAUUAUGACAUUUU